CAUCCUGACAUGGAUGUCUAAGAGCGUAUUCGCCAAUUAGAUCUAUGACUGAGAGAAACAAGUCUAGACACGUCAUGGGACGAUGAGUCAGACGAAUCGUUUAAAUAGACUCGCUUUCAUUUCUGCUUUCAGGGCGUCCCUCGGUCCGUGCAGACAACGUGAGAAUGCAGAAGAAUCACAAGCCAGAGGAGUCGUUCACAGUGGCUGAAAAGACCCAGAAGCUGCUCAUCCCCCAGGUCACAUACCAUCCGAGCAUUACGACCAAAACCUAUGCAGGAGGAGCAAAAGCCACAAAAAACAGCGCCAGUAACAAGCAGAAAGGCAGAGCUGGAUCUGGACGCCCCACCAGGCCGGCCGGUCCGGGUCCUGCUGUGAAACCAGGUCCGGAGGGAGAAAGACAACAAAAACCAAGCUCUCAGACACGCGCCAACAAACCAAAUCGGAAACAGGAACAGACAAGGACCAGAGAUCCAGAUCCUGCUCAAAAAUGUGUCCAGUUGUCUCAGAAGAACCCUCCCAGGCCAGAGGACAUCCCUCUGGGUAUGAGGGUCCAGUUGGACAGAUGUGUGGUCAAGGAAGUAGAGGUUCUGACCCGAGGACAGAGAACCAACCAGGACUGGUUCUCCUGGAGAAAAGGCAGGAUCACGGCCUCUGUGGCUCAUCGCAUCGCUCACUGUAAAUUUGUCAAUGGAAAGAGCAGAACCCCGCCCCAGUCUUACCUGGCUGCAGUCACAGGUGAGGGGCCGCGUGUCCAGACCAGAGCCAUGAGCUGGGGGAUUGAGAUGGAGGCCGAGGUUGUCCGCAGGUACCAGAGACUGAAGAGCUCUGCGCUGGGUGGGCCCAUCUCGGUUCAGGACUGUGGUCUUUUCAUUGAUGCUGACCACCCCUGGUUGGCUGCGAGUCCCGAUGGCAUCGUGACGGACAGUAAGAGUGGCCAAUGGGUGCUGGAGGUGAAGUGUCCCUAUAAACACAGACGCAGUCGAGUGGAGGACGCCUGCAGGGACGACCCCGCCUUCUGUCUAGAAAUAAAGAAAGACCAAGAUGAAUUUAGAACGGCGCCUGUCUACCAUCUGAAAACAUCCCACAGUUACUUCACACAGAUUCAGUGUCAGCUGGCAGUGACAGGUCUGCGCCACGCUGACCUCGUCGUCUUUACUCUGAAGGAGACGGCCAUCGUUGCUGUGACCUUUGACCCUGAAAUGUGGAAGGAGACUGUGUCCAAGCUGGAGGUGUUUUACAGGGAUGCCGUCCUGCCCAAGCUGAGGGAGCAGACACGACAGGGGUCCGCGGCAGCCUGGGCACCAGAGCAGUAGAUCAGGUCCGGUUCGUGGUUCAGACUCCACUGAGUCUCAGUGCAUUGAACUUAACGACAGAUUGUUUCUGUUUGGAUUGAAUGUUCUCGUGUAAAAGAAAGUUUUUGUAGACUUUUUUGUAAAACUUUGAGGAAUUGAACCAUGAUCAGGACGUCAAUUCAUCGUCAUAGCUGUUACAACUUACAAACUAUCAGCACUUCCUGAACAGGUGUUGAGUUAAUAAAACUCGGACUCCUGGUGCCUCCUGCUCAGUGACUAAGACUCGCCGAUACUUACUUCAUUAUGAAAAAUAUCAGUUCAUUCUAUUAAAACCAGCUUGCAUAAAUUCUUCACUGUUGAGGGUCUGGAUCCUGUGAGCUGAUGCAGAUCCAGGGUGGAUGAGUCGGAACAGAGCAGAUGUGAUUUAAAUAAGUAGUAAAGAAGAAAAAUGAA
Messenger RNA from Betta splendens (Siamese fighting fish), 1745 nucleotides. RefSeq lists its product as uncharacterized. NCBI's taxonomy places the organism in Eukaryota, Metazoa, Chordata, Actinopteri, Anabantiformes, Osphronemidae. The transcript is spliced from 5 exons. Bases 165 to 1313 code for a protein of 382 amino acids. The record is from RefSeq and is a predicted model, not a curated record.